This is a messenger RNA of Cylas formicarius (sweet potato weevil), 2047 nucleotides long. It is a transcript of the gene Cad96Cb, whose product is annotated as protocadherin-like wing polarity protein stan. The coding region runs from base 17 to 2047 and encodes 676 amino acids. Gene Ontology annotation, biological process: homophilic cell-cell adhesion. The transcript is spliced from 10 exons. The record is from RefSeq and is a predicted model, not a curated record. Gene Ontology annotation, cellular component: plasma membrane. Gene Ontology annotation, molecular function: calcium ion binding. Lineage: Eukaryota; Metazoa; Arthropoda; Insecta; Coleoptera; Brentidae.
UCCUAGACAUCACUCAAUGGAAAAAGGACUUGGAGACAACCGUUGCUACCUCAAAAACGGCGCCUCAUCGGAAACAUUUUUCGUAUCGGAAGACCUACCGGUAGGUGGUAUGAUUGGCCGCUUAAAAGUUUUGGGAAAUACAAGACCGAUCACGGGAUCGAUCGUGUUACGCAUCAAGGAGCAGGACAGCCCCGUGGAAAUAGUCCCGGGCUCCAGAAACCUUACAUUGCUGCGUCCACUUGACAAGGAAGGGAUAGAUGGACCAUCAUCUGUUUUUUUAACUUUGUUGUGUGAACGGCUGGGCACCGCAGAUCCUGAAUAUGUAAUUCCGAUAAAUAUUAGGGUAAUGGAUGCCAAUGAUAAUGCACCCAUUUUUGUGAACGCGCCAUACAUGUUAAAUAUUUCGGAAGCCACAGCAGUGGGGUCCACCGUGAUGCAAGGCAUCAGAGCAAUCGAUAAUGAUCAACCGGGACCAUUUUCGAACAUUUGGUAUUCUGUGGUUCCUGGACCUUAUUCGGCCUUCUUUGAAUUCGAAAACGAACUCGAAGGAGACUUAGUGCUCAAAAAAAAUUUGGAUUACGAAAUGGUGAAGUCGUUUAAUGUCACACUUCGCGCCCAGGAUCACGGCGACCCACCAAAGUCGACAGACACAGUCCUCAGAAUUUAUAUUUUGGAUAGCGACGAUCAAAAUCCAAGAUUUUUAGAUGAAAGAUAUACAGCGACAAUACCAGAAACAGCAACUCAUGGAAUGAACUUGGAAAUAAAACCUCGCGCCAUAUACGCGUUUGAUCAGGACGAAGGAAUUCGCGAACCAAUAUUCUACUCCUGGGAUGGUUCGGGUGGUGAUUACACCAUUUUUCGGUUAGAUCGCCGCACUGGAAGUGUUACAUUGGCAAAAACUUUAAAAGAUAAAGAAUUGGAGCAUCCGGCUGUGUUAGUGAUCAGAGCAUCUCAAGAAAAUAAUCAUGACAGAUACGCAUUAGCAACUUUAACAGUUACCAGACAGUUUGCCUACGAAGAUCUUCGCUUUAGUGAGCGCAUAUUUCAUAUUCGAGCGGCAGAAAAUUUGACUACGGGUUCUAUUUUGGGGGUGCUCACCAACAACAAACCGGGCCAGCACCUCAAAUAUUUCGUAUCGAAUCAAGAAAUUCUCAAGACGUUUAUGAUAAAUUCAUUGGGGGAGCUCUCAUUAGUUGGAGAGCUGGACUACGAAACAAAAUCCGAAUAUUCGUUUAAAAUUUUCGCCACAAAUGGAAUUUCGAACGACUCAUGUUUCGUGAACGUGACAGUCGAAAACGUCAACGAAUGGGAGCCUCAAUUCCGCUACGCACGCUACGAGUUCUUGGCGAAUAUAGCAAACAAAACCAGUACACUUGUGGGCAAAGUGGAAGUUGCCGAUGGAGAUAAAGACGACAAGAUAACACUCUCGCUAGGAGGUCCUGACGCCCACUUGUUUUCCAUAACUCCUAACGGCGAAAUUAUUUUGAAAAAUCCUAAAAGUUUAUCGGUUGGUACAGCAUCUAUAAUGGUCACUGCUACUGAUAGUGGACGACCUCCGAAACAAACCACUGUACCGAUUGGUGUGCGGAUUUCUACUAUCGGCACUACCUCGGCAACAGUAAUCUCCAAAAAUGAACGAGACAAUAUGUCAUCCAUGCUCAUGGCAGGCCUCGGUGCUGCUCUAUUGCUGCUCAGUUUUUUGUUCGUUUUUCUAAUUGCCUGUAUUUGUAAAAUGAAACGAGCUCCAAGGCCCAACGUAGUGGCCGCUUACGGAGAUAAGCAGCAAAAAACACAAAGCCAAAUCAGUAAUCCAGUGUUCGGUGAUGAUAAAAUUUCAUCACCUAUGUCGGUCACCUCUAGUCGCCUGUCCACUUCUAGACGAGAAUGUAUACAGUCCAAUUUAAAGUCUUUGGCUACACCUGUUGCACUCGGGAGGGUAAAACAAAUGGCUUGGGAACAAAGGGAAGACGAAGGUAGUGAGCAAGUGAAUGCUGCCGAUAACAUACCAAAGGUUUUAAGAAACAGUAAUUUAACGGUUUAUUUCUAA